AUGACACUUUCCACCAAAAUCCUACCGGUUUCCAUCUCGCUGAUUGCCUUCAGCGGCAACAUGCCGGACAUUUCCGAUCCCACCACCAAACAAAACCUAGAAAUUGCAUCUCAAGAAGUCCAGAAACCAGGUCAUGUGGUGGCUUUCCCUACAGAAACCGUCUAUGGACUCGGCGGAUCUGCUCUUUGUGACGAGAGCGUCCGUGCCAUUUACGCUGCCAAAAACAGACCAGCAGACAACCCUCUCAUAGUGCAUGUAUCCAGUCAGGAACAGAUUGAAAGAAUACUUCUCCCUAAGCUGCAUAAGAUCCCGGCUGUCUAUGAAAAAUUGAUAGAAAGAUUCUGGCCGGGCCCUUUGACGAUCCUUUUGCCCGUGGAAGAAGGUUCUCCUGUGCUGAGUUUGACCACAGCAGGUCAGAAUACAGUGGGAGUCAGAAUGCCAUCACAUCCAGUGGCCCGAGCUCUAAUUGCACACAGUGAUACUCCUUUGGCGGCUCCUUCAGCCAAUGCAUCCACAAGACCCAGCCCGACUAUGGCUAGUCACGUUUUCCACGACCUCAAUGGCCGUAUUCCGUAUAUUCUCGAUGGAGGAGCCUGUGAUGUGGGAGUUGAAUCUACGGUGGUGGAUGGUCUCUCGGAUCCACCUAUGUUGCUUCGUCCAGGUGGCGUUUCUGCAGAGGACAUCCGUAAAUGUGGCGGUGUAUGGGAAAAUAUCGUCAUGGCGAAGAAAACUGCUGGUAAGACAGAAGUGGUGAGGACGCCAGGAAUGAAAUAUAGACACUACCUGCCCACGGCGAAAGUGGUGCUUUUUGAGGGCUGCAAAGACGGCAAUGCUGCUGUGAAAAAGUGGCUAGAGAGAAAUACCGUUGAAACUUCGAAAAUGGCGCUUCUUCGAGGAGGUCAGUUUGGCAGUACAGAAGAGCUUGGUUUGACAGGCGCUACAGAGAGAAAUUUGGGCAGCAGCGCCACGGAAAUGGCCCAUAAUUUGUUUAAGAUGUUGCGAGAGGUGGAUGAGAUGGGAGUGGAGCUUAUUUUGGUCGAAGGCGUGGAGGAGACCGGCGAUGGGCUUGCGGUGAUGAACCGGUUGUCGAAAGCAGCCUUUGAGGUUGUGAAUUAG
Candidozyma duobushaemuli is the source of this 1116-nucleotide messenger RNA. RefSeq names its product threonylcarbamoyladenylate synthase. The coding region runs from base 1 to 1116 and encodes 371 amino acids. Lineage: Eukaryota; Fungi; Ascomycota; Pichiomycetes; Serinales; Metschnikowiaceae. The record is from RefSeq and is a predicted model, not a curated record. Gene Ontology annotation, cellular component: cytoplasm. The transcript has a single exon. Gene Ontology annotation, biological process: regulation of translational fidelity. Gene Ontology annotation, molecular function: tRNA binding; nucleotidyltransferase activity; double-stranded RNA binding.